Molecule: messenger RNA, 1072 nt
Organism: Lacerta agilis (Sand lizard)
Lineage: Eukaryota; Metazoa; Chordata; Lepidosauria; Squamata; Lacertidae
Gene: MRPS22
Product: mitochondrial ribosomal protein S22
Exons: 8
Coding region: 1-1038 (345 amino acids)
Cellular component (GO): mitochondrial small ribosomal subunit
Molecular function (GO): structural constituent of ribosome
Source: RefSeq, a predicted model, not a curated record
AUGGCUGCGCUGGGAGCGCCGAGGUGCCUGCGGGGCGGAAGGGUCGCCGUGGCUUCUCUGUUCUUGAGGCAGCGGCCGCAGGGACGCCGCGCCGCGUGGGGAUGGCGGAGCCUCUGCCAAGGCCCGGAGGCGGGGGAGAAGAAAUCUGAUGUUCCAAAACCUUCUUUUACGGAUGAAAAAGUUCAGAACUUGCUCUUCCAGAUGACAGGACUGAAUUUGCAGAAAGUCUUUAAGCCAGUAAAACAAGAACUUAAACCCCCGACGUACAAGCUUAUGACAGAAGCGCAGCUGGAGAAGGCCACAAAAGCUGCUGUUGAGAAGGCUAAAGAGAGGCUCAAAAUGCCUCCUGUAUUAAGUGAGCGGGAGCCAAUUAAUGAUGUAUUAGCAGAAGACAAGAUUCUGGAUGGAAUAGAACCUUAUAAAUAUGUAUUUACUGACCUAGCAUACAGCACCCCCCACCGUGAACGCUUUAUUGUAGUUCGAGAAACAAAUGGAACAUUACGCAAGGCCACUUGGGAGGAACGGGACAGAAUGAUACAAAUAUACUUCCCAAAAGAAGGGCGCAAAAUUAUUCCUCCAAUUCUGUUCAAAGACGAAAACCUUAUGACAACAUUUCUUCAAGACCGCCAUGAAGAACUCCUUGAUCGUUGCCUUGUACAGUUUGAGCCAGAUUCACCUGACUAUAUCAGAGUUCAUCAGCGGACGUAUGAUGAUGUUGAGAAACAUGGAAAAUAUGAUCUGCUGCGUUCAACAAGACACUUUGGAGGAAUGGUGUGGUACUUUACAAAUAGAAAGAGGAUUGAUGGAUUGCUGAUAGACAUGCUCCAAAGAGAUUUAAUCGAGGAUGCAGUAAGCUUAGUUACUUUGUAUCACAUGCUCCAUCCUGAUUGCCAGUCAGCAAAAGAAGCACAAGAAUAUGACAUCCAAGGACUAGAUUUAAUUAAGGUUUUUGUGAAGACAGAAUCACAGAGAGCUGGAUACAUUGAACUUGCACUCCAGUCUUAUCAAGCAACUACGCCUAGGUCUGCAGCUUCAUAAAGACCUUAUCAAUCCACUUAAUGAUGUCUGUGGG